UUGACCUUCCAGUACUUCCUGAUUGCACAUUACGUCACAUUGAUAAACAGUUUUAUUUCGACAAAGUUGAUAUGUAUGAGAUUGAUAUAUAUCAGUUGAAUUAACUAGAGCUUCUCCUGGUUCUUUUCGCUGAAUAGCAAUAUUGAAGAGAGGUUACUUCUACAGUCAGUAGCACUUAAAGAACUGAUAACAUGCAGAACUACGGUAAAGCAAUAAAUACUUUUUUUGGACAAUAUCAGACGGGGAUUGCUCUUAUCACAGUCACAGGAGUGGGGCUCUUUGCUCUGCGUAAAUGGCUGGCUGGAGGGGUGUGUACGAGCAAAGCCCGGCUGGACGGGAAGACUGUCCUUAUCACCGGAGCCAACACUGGGAUUGGGAAAGAGACUGCAGUUGACAUGGCUAGCAGGGGGGCGAGGGUUAUUCUGGCCUGCAGGGACAUGACAAGAGCCAAUCAAGCUGCAGAGGGCAUCAGGAGGAGGAGUGGCAAUGGGAAUGUGAUUGUCAAAAAGUUGGACUUGGCAUCCCUACAGUCAGUGCGACAACUAGCCAAAGAGAUCCUGGAAAGUGAAGAGAGACUGGACAUCCUUAUUAAUAAUGCAGGUAUCAUGAGCUGUCCAAAAUGGCAGACUGAAGAUGGCUUUGAGAUGCAGUUUGGCACCAACCACUUAGGCCACUUUUUAUUGACAAAUUGCCUUUUGAAUCUCCUUAAGAAAUCAGUUCCAAGCCGUAUUGUCAACGUCUCCAGUUUAGCUCAUGAAAAAGGCAAGAUCUAUUUUGAUGACAUAAACUUAGAUAAAGAUUACAGUCCAUGGAAAAGCUACCGGCAAAGUAAGCUAGCUAAUGUGCUCUUUACUCGGGAGCUGGCAACACGACUACAAGGAACUGGAGUAACUACUUACAGCCUCCAUCCUGGAGUCAUCCGGACUGAGCUUGGCCGGCACUUCUGGCCCACCAUGCCCCUGUGGAAAAGAGCCAUCUACAAGACUCUUAGUUUUUGGCUCAAGUCCCCUAGAGAGGGAGCCCAGACCACCAUCCACUGUGCCGUAGAAGAAAGCCUGGCAGAUGUCAGUGGACUCUACUACAGUGACUGCGCCCCAAAAACUGUGGCCCCUCAGGGCCAGGAUGAUGCAGCUGCCAAGAAACUGUGGGACCUGAGUGCCUCCAUGGUUGGUCUGGCAUGAUGGACCUGGUUACCACUAGGACUGGCCUAGCCUUUAGAAUGUUGACAUACAGUUGAAGUCAGAGGUUUACAUACACUUAGGUUGGAGUCAUUAAAACCUAUUUCUCAACCACUCC
This is a messenger RNA of Oncorhynchus mykiss (rainbow trout), 1296 nucleotides long. Its product is annotated as retinol dehydrogenase 12. The record is from RefSeq and is a predicted model, not a curated record. NCBI's taxonomy places the organism in Eukaryota, Metazoa, Chordata, Actinopteri, Salmoniformes, Salmonidae.